Messenger RNA from Pleuronectes platessa (European plaice), 2670 nucleotides. Its product is annotated as mitochondrial potassium channel. NCBI's taxonomy places the organism in Eukaryota, Metazoa, Chordata, Actinopteri, Pleuronectiformes, Pleuronectidae. The transcript is spliced from 7 exons. The record is from RefSeq and is a predicted model, not a curated record. Bases 240 to 1547 code for a protein of 435 amino acids.
GCCUCCGAACCGGAAGUAGAAGGACUGUGGCGUGCCUGCUAGGAAAUCUGUCCCGGAUGUUAGCCGUUUCUAUACGGUGAUGCCUACCGGUUAGCCAAAACGCAACCGUAUCCGAGUGUCAUGUGCGCGGUGACAGCAUCGACGAAAGCAGGUGCCUGUUCCAGUUUGAGCUCUGUAGCUACAUUGAGUGUGAAGCACUGACAGACUUCCAGCUGCUCCUCUGACCGCUGCUCUUCUCCAUGAGGUACAGAGGAGCACAGCUCUGUCGCUGGGCUCAUGGCUCGUGCUGCCUGUCCCGCCUCUCCCUCUCUGGAUCUCUGUGUGGCAGAACUACUCUAGUCCGUACCUACAGUGCUCACCAUGAGCCAACCUCCACACCACCCCCUAACCCUGCACCUCCUGAGGGGAAGGGUGGAGCCGAGGUGGUGAAGCAGCGGGCCCUGGCUGCCCUACAGUAUGCAGGUGAGCUGGGGCGGCAGUGGGGUCAGAGGUCGGCUCAAACGGCCACAGCCUCGGUCAACUACUGGUGGGAGAGGUACGAGGAGUUUGUCGGGCUCAACGAGGUCCGGGAGGCUCAGACCAACGUCACUGAGGCUGAGGCAGCGUUCAUGGUGGCCAGAGGGAUGGUGCGUGAGGCCCAUGCCAGCCUGGAGGCCCUGCAGGUCCGGCUGAAGGAGGUCCGGGACCGGCUGGACCGAGUGUCCAGGGAGGAGGCUCAUUACCUGGAGCUGGCCACGCUGGAGCACAAACUGCUGCAGGAGGAGCGCCGUCACCGGACAACCUACGAGAAUGCUGAGGGUUCAGAGAGGGAGAAGUUCAAUUUGUUUUCAGCAGCCGUCAGAGGGAGCCACGAAAAGGAGAGGACAAGAGCCGAACGGACCAAGAACUGGUCCAUCAUUGGCUCGGUGCUGGGAACCCUGAUCGGGGUCAUGGGAUCGACUUAUGUCAACCGUGUCCGCCUGCAGGAGCUGAAGACUCUGCUGCUGGAGGCCCAGAAGGGUCCAGAGAGUCUACAAGAAGCUCUCCACGUCCAGGCAGGAAACCAUCGCUCCCAGCGGGACGAGCUCCGAGCUCUCAUUGACAGCCUCAAGGUCACUUUGACCGACGCCUUCACACCGACGAGCCCAGUCCUCAAAGUCCAGAGAGCUCCAGCACCAGAGCCACCCAGUGUGCCUGUCUCAGCCUUAAAAGACCUCACCAUCUUUAGCCAAAGGACACAGUCCCUGCUCGAGUCCCUCCAACCACAACUGGGACAACUGGAGCAAGGCCUUGGUAGAGUUGAGAGCAAACUGUCGGUGGUGAAAGGGCUGCUGGACGCCAGACCACAGGCUGAACCCCGGGCUCCUGAACCGCGGGUAGAGACACCAGAGAGAGAACAGAGAGUGGACCUGUGGGAAUCUGAGGUGGCGGCGAGGCGUCUUGAGGAGACCCAGAGGACGCUGGGAGAAGGGAUAAGGACAAACACUAUUUAUAAUGCUGUGUUUACUUACACCGCCACCGCCAUCACCAUCUCUGCCGUCUACCUGAUGCUCAGGGGAGCUGGUUAGACGUGAGGCCAACACACUGAGUAUGUCCACGUGCACUGAUAAGUUAUCAGACACUGGGGAAAUAAAAUCCGAAUUAUAUCCUAAUAUAACAUUGGUGUGGUUGGAAGCAUAGACUGUAAAUAAAGACGGAUGACAACAAAUAUUAAGCCUCCGAUUUUGGAAGCUGUCAUUUCGUCCAUCUUUAUACACAGUCUGUGUUUGUGAGUAAACUCUAAUGAACGAGUUCCAGCUAUUUUGGGCUGAUGUCUGCUGAACCACUAAAGCUGCUUUCAGAUACUUUGUGAUCUCAAGAUAAAAUGUAAACAGAAUUUAACAUGAUCACUCGGCAAUAUAAGUUUUCAUCAUCUCUUUUUCCAUCACUGUACAAUAAAUGUUUAAUUCUCUUCAACUCCUGAUAGAAAACAAAGCAAAUCCUCACAGAGGCUGGAGUCAGGACGUCUUUGAUUUUCUAAAUGUAUUUGUUUAUUUUCUCAUCUAUCGGACCAAUUAGUUCAGGCCUCAGUGGAUUUCAGUGUUUGUAUCUGGAGUUGGACCAGCUGAGAGGGAAGGACCAUGUUUCUGUCUCUACAUGUUAAAAUAACUCAGUGCUCAUACGUAAGGAGAACACGCACAAUGACGCUUCACUGAUUCUCUUCAGAUUAAUGAAGAUAUAAGAAGAAUUAAAGAAAUAAGUGAGUUUUUAAUAAUCAGGGUAAGAAAAUACUCGUGAAAUGACACAGAUGAAGAAAAAUAUCCUUUAAUUCAAAUAAUUAAGGUAACCAGUAAUCACUGUAAUCAUAUUUAGUUAAAUACAUCAGUACAAUUUUAACUGUGAGAAAAUGUCUGAAAACGUGAAUGAGGUUUGGCAGACUCCUCCAUUACCUCCAAGCUGCUUUGUGUCGUCAUGUUUGAUUUAGUUUGUCAUGUUGUUGACUGUGUGCACUAAGCUGAUGAUGAUGAUGAUGAAGAUGAUCACUGCAGGUCUGUCUCCCUGAUUUACUGAUAUUUUCAAAUGAUUUUACAAUGCUUCGCUGAUUAAUCGAGUGGUUCAUAAAACCCCCUCGAUCCAGAUUUGUAUUUUUAUUGCAUAAACUCAAUCGAUACCAUCUCCCUAAACAUGUCUGAAUACUUACAUGUCAUUCUG